GUCACGUGUUAGAGCGCAAGGCGCCUCCCGCCGGGGCGCUUCCUGUCGCGGCUUCUUCGGCGGCCCAGGGGCCGCGGGAGGCCUGGGCGGUCCCCGGGGGGAGAAGGCCCGGGUCGGUUUCGGAUCCGCCGCGAGGCUGCUCCAGUCUGAGCCUCUUCCACUCCCCACUAGACAAGUGUCCAGGCUGCCAAGAUGCCAGGGCCAAGACCUCGGAAGGGCCCUCAGGCCAGUGGCCAGGGUGUGGCAGCUGCCAAGCAGCUUGGGCUGUUUAUGGAGUUCAGCCCUGAGGACAUGCUGCUGGGGAUGGAGGAGACUGAAGAUGAUGGGGACCUGGAGGCUGAGCUGCUGGCCCUCACUGGGGAAGCAGGGACCACAGGCAAGAAGCCAGCACCCAAGGGGCAGGCCCCCCUGCCUAUGGCCCACAUCGAGAAGUUGGCGGCGGACUGUAUGCGGGAUGUGGAGGAGGAGGAGGAGGAGGAAGGGCUGGAGGAGGAUGCAGACUUGCUGACUGAGCUGCAGGAGGUCCUGGGUGCAGAUGAGGAGGCUGGGCCCUUGGAUGGCAAUGAGACAGCCAGCCCAGGUGGCUCUGAGGAGAAGGAACAGGAAAACAUUGAACCUCCAGUGCAGACAGCUCUCCUAACAGCUUCAGUCCCAGCGGCUCAGGCUGGAGGGCCUCAGGGGCUGCAGGCUCUGCUGGAGGAUCGGAUCCACAACUACCGGGAGGCUGUGGCCAGUGCCAAGGAGACAGGUGAAGCAGCCAAAGCCAGGCGCUGUGAGCGCGGCCUGAAGACUCUGGAGUCCCAGCUGGCUGCUGUGAGGAAAGGCAGGAAGAUCAGUGAGGAUGAGAUCCCACCUCCAGUGGCCUUGGGCAAGAGGCCCCUGGCCCCUCAGGAAACAACCAACAGGAGCCCUGAAGCAGAACCCCCAGCUCCCCCUUCCGUGGAGCCAGACAACCCCUCCCAGCCUGAGACGAGCCUCUUGGGCAGCACUAGUAUUUCUGGCCCCCCUGAUUCAGACCCAGACCCACGGGCCUUGCUGUUGGCCCGACAGAGAGAGUACAAAGUGGCUGCCCUGAACGCCAAGCGGGCUGGAGACCUAGAUCGCGCCCGAGAGCUCAUGAGGAUUGGGAAGAGAUUUGGGGCCGUCCUGGAGGCCCUGGAGAAGGGGCAGCCUGUGGACCUGAGUGCCAUGCCCCCAGCACCUGAGGACCUGAAGCCCCUCCCACAGGCUUCCAAGGCCUCCACAGCACCCUCAGAUGUACACCCAGCAGUGGAGCGAGUGCAGCCAGUGAUGGCCCCUGACAUCCCGGCCACCCCAGUGGCCCCUACUGAGCCACAGACAGUGCUAGACGCCCUGCAGCAGAGGCUGAACAAGUACCGUGAGGCAGGCACCCAGGCUCGGGGCAGUGGGGAUGAGCGCAAGGCCCGGAUGCACGAGCGUAUUGCCAAGCAAUAUCAAGAUGCCAUUCGAGCCCACCGAGCAGGACGGAAAGUUGACUUUGCUGAGUUGCCUGUUCCUCCAGGAUUCCCCCCUAUACCUGGCUGGGAGCCCACUAUGGGUACUGAGGAGGAUGUGGUGGCAGCUACUUUAGCAGCUGCCCAGAAACUGGCCUCCUCAGAGGAUGCAGCCCCCGCAGAGGAAGAUGAGGACGAGGACAAGGAUGAGCCCCCAGCCCAGGCCCCAGUGGCCAAGAAGCCAACACAGCCUCUGGUCCCUUCAUCCCGGCCCCUGCCUGAGCCCAAAGCCUCGAGUUCUAAGGAGUCACUGAGUCCAGCUGUGCGAGAGCAGGUGGCCCUGCUGCAGGCACGGAAACUGCAGUACCAGCGGGCAGCCCUGCAGGCCAAGCGUGGCCAGGACCUGGAGCAGGCCAAAGCCCAUCUGCGGGUGGCCAAAUCCCUUGAGGCUCAGAUCACCCAGGUGCGAGCUGGCCGACCUGUGGACCUGUCCAAGGUGCCUUCACCCUUAACGGAUGAGGAGGGUGACUUCAUCCUGAUCCACCAUGAGGACCUGCGACUCUCUCAGAAGGCUGAGGAGGUGUAUGCCCAGCUACAAAAAAUGCUUCUGGAGCAACAUGAGAAGUGUGUGCUGUUCUCCAAGCAGUUUAUGCACCAGGGCAAUGUGGCCGAGACUACCCGGUUUGAGAAGCUUGCUCAAGACCGCAAGAAGCAGCUUGAGAUCCUGCAGCUGGCCCAGGCCCAGGGCCUUGACCCUCCCAGCCACCACUUUGAGUUGAAGACAUUCCAAACUGUGAGGAUCUUCGCAGAACUCAACAGCACAGAAAUGCAUCUGAUUGUUGUCCGGGGAAUGAACCUCCCAGCCCCUCCAGGGGUGACCCCUGAUGACUUGGAUGCUUUUGUGCGGUUUGAGUUCCACUAUCCUAAUUCGGACCAGGCUCAAAAAAACAAAACAGCUGUGAUGAAAAACACAAACUCUCCAGAAUUUGAUCAGCUCUUCAAACUAAACAUCAACCGAAACCACCGGGGCUUCAGGAGGGUGAUUCAAAGCAAAGGAAUCAAGUUUGAAAUCUUCCACAAAGGAUCGUUCUUCAGAAGUGACAAGCUGGUUGGCACAGCCCACCUGAAACUGGAGCGUCUGGAGAAUGAGUGUGAGAUCAGAGAGAUUGUGGAGGUCCUGGACGGAAGGAAGCCUACUGGGGGCAAGCUGGAGGUGAAGGUGAGGCUGCGGGAGCCUCUGAGUGGCCAGGACGUGCAGAUGGUCACCGAGAACUGGCUGGUCCUGGAGCCCAGGGGCCUGUGAGGUGGGCAGCUCUCUAGGCCCUUGGAACCUCUGUCCCCUGCUCACUGCCUGGGCCCCCCAGGGACCCUUCCAGUACUCAACUCAUAUCUAAGGAGAAAGCCUAGGAAUUUCUCAUCUGUGAGGAAGACCAAGAGGCAAAACUGUUGGGUAGCGCUCAGGCUCAGUGUCUCAUGAUCUUCAGUAGAACUGGGGAAGGAAGUUAACUUUCCCAGGUCUGUCUUCAGGAAACGCUUUCUAAAAUCUACUUGUACUUUCACUGCAGUUUAGACUUCCUGUGCUUUGUGCCCGUGUGCAACAGAGGGUCAAUGUAGGGAGUGGAGUCAGGCCAGCAAUUCCUC
Messenger RNA from Eubalaena glacialis (North Atlantic right whale), 3095 nucleotides. It is a transcript of the gene CC2D1B, whose product is annotated as coiled-coil and C2 domain containing 1B. Gene Ontology annotation, biological process: regulation of transcription by RNA polymerase II. The transcript is spliced from 24 exons. The record is from RefSeq and is a predicted model, not a curated record. Gene Ontology annotation, molecular function: RNA polymerase II cis-regulatory region sequence-specific DNA binding; DNA-binding transcription repressor activity, RNA polymerase II-specific. Bases 193 to 2757 code for a protein of 854 amino acids. Gene Ontology annotation, cellular component: nucleus. NCBI's taxonomy places the organism in Eukaryota, Metazoa, Chordata, Mammalia, Artiodactyla, Balaenidae.